AUUUUGUAAUGACAUUUAAAAGUCAACACGUUUUGCGAAGCCCCAGUGAAAACAGUACGUCUCCAAGUACAAAACGUAAACAAAUACUAUCAAAACAAAAAAUGAAUUUGGCCACGGACUUUAAACAAAUCCCAACACGGGCAACAUUAGCAUUACAACGGAAAAAUCAAACUAGUGACUUUCAAGCACUCAUAUUUGAAGAUCCCACAAAACCUCUGCCCCCGACAAAGGACAAUACAUUGGAGAGACCACAGAAUCCCGAUGGGGUUGGUACUAAAAGGAGCAAAUCUAAAGAUGAACCGGAGGAAUUCGAUAUCAAGAAAGCUCGUAAUGAAGUACUUCGAUUUGCUAUGAAUAAUCAGCGAGUUAUCAAAAACAAAAAGAAAAUGGAAACAUUCCAACUUAUCAAAAUGGGGGCAAAGCCACCAAAGAAAGAGUAUAAAAACUACAAAGAGUUAUUAGGCGAACGUAAGCGUUUAAAGAAAAUUCGGGAAGAGCGUAAGAAAUUCCAUCAGUUGGGCAAAAAUCAGACAGGUGCUGCUUCUGUGAAAUGCCGGAGUAAAUCAAAGAUGGAGAAACAGCAAAAGAAACGUGCUCCUGUAACCGCAAUAGACCAGAAUUAUGGUGUUGUUAAGCCAAAAUUAAAGAAAAAGAAAUGAAAUAUGAAAUAAUUUCAAUAAAGUGAAAAUUAUAUAUGUAA
This is a messenger RNA of Rhagoletis pomonella (apple maggot), 700 nucleotides long. RefSeq lists its product as uncharacterized. The transcript has a single exon. Bases 9 to 659 code for a protein of 216 amino acids. NCBI's taxonomy places the organism in Eukaryota, Metazoa, Arthropoda, Insecta, Diptera, Tephritidae. The record is from RefSeq and is a predicted model, not a curated record.